AUGGCACUCCUGGUAAACGGGUCACCAUCCAAGCCAUUCAAGAUGGAGAGGGGACUAAGACAAGGGGACCCACUUUCUCCACUUCUGUUUGUGCUAGUUGUAGAUAUUUUGCAUAGGAUGGUAGGAGAAGCUGUCAAGAACGGGCGCAUUGCUCCGCUGCUGGUAGGGGAAGUUCAUAUUGAACUGUCGCACUUACAAUUUGCGGAUGACACCAUUUUGUUCUGCCCACCGGUGACGGAAACAAUUGUAAACUAUAAGAGACUGUUGCGGUGUUUUGAGUUGAUGUCUGGGCUGAGCAUCAAUUUUGAUAAAUCGAAUCUGAUAUCGGUGAACUGUGAGCAAGGAUGGAUUGAUCAUGCGUAUGGACUACUGGGAUGCCAGUAA
Arachis ipaensis is the source of this 384-nucleotide messenger RNA. The record is from RefSeq and is a predicted model, not a curated record. NCBI's taxonomy places the organism in Eukaryota, Viridiplantae, Streptophyta, Magnoliopsida, Fabales, Fabaceae.